GCGAGACGCGAACGCGGCAAUCGCUUUGCGGUAGUUUGGAAUUGCUGUGCGAAUUUCGUUGCGAUUUUCAAGUGAAAACCUUUCUUUGAUUCCGGACAAGUUUAGUUUCCACAAAAGACGUAUAGGCAUUCGCGGCUGGUGGAACUAGAAAACUGUUUCAGUCGCUACGCGGGAUUUUCCGCUACGUGUGAUAGCAGUUGCAAACCAGGAAGACAAUAUGGAUCCUGCCGAUCUUGCGGGGCCAACGACUACGGCUAGUACUACGGAGUCCUCAAUGGUAGUGGAGAAAACUGGUGUCCUACCUGAGAAGAUAGAAAAGGAGGUCAAAACAUCAUCUGACAAAAACGGUUCCGCACCGGAUUCGACCGUCGCUAAGGAAAAAUCUCCCGCCGACGUCCCAAAGGAGGGUUUUCAAUCUACGUUAAAAAAGCCGCUGGAAGAGUCCGAACACAAGGCAAUGGAACAGAAUAGCAAAGACGACUCGAAAAGUCCGGUAAAGCAGCCUGUAUCCACUACGGCAACGGCUGCUGUAGAUGCAAAACCGGAAAAAGUGUCGGGUAAUUCAGCGGAUGCUUCUAGCAGCAGCGGUCAGGGUAAAGAAACAUCGGCCACGCAGGAGGACGACAGCGAAAAUGAUGACCUGUUGCUGCGUCUAGAAGCGUUGGAGAAGGGCGAAGACCCAGACCUGAUCAAUGUGCAGAAGAAAAAGGAGCCCGAGGUAAACCAUCAAAAUGGCUUAACAGAACAACCGGCAGCGGAGGUGCCGAUGGCCAAAUCAAAAGACUCCGCGAAAGAGGCUGAAGCAACUGAAUCCAACGCUAGUCCACAAGCGAACCGUAAACCGGCGAAGGUUGAAACAAGUCCGAAGAAGGUGCCGGCGGAUGAGCCCACUCCGGUACCGAGCAAGGAAGCCACUUCCCCAGCUGUAGAAAGUGUUGAAUCAGUCAGCUCAAAUGCAAAGCGAAAACACUCUGUCGGCGAACCGGAAACGAGCAGCACCGAGCCUCAAACCAAGAAGGUGCAUGUUGGUGAUGUUCCUGAUUGCCCCGAACCGGCUGUGGUGAAAGCAGCGUCGUUGGAAAAUCUUUCAUCCUCUUCUGCAAAAGCCUCGAUCGCUUCCACUUCUGAUGGUACACCGCCGUCGGAAGAAAGUAGAAUGCAAGGGACGGACGAAAAUCCCCCGUCGGUGGAGAAAAUGGACGUUGAUGUAUCGCCCGAGUCGCAGUCAUCCCCAGACAAUUUGGAAACUCUUCCCGACACGGAACCAAAUACUGAACCAGAUGACAAACUUGAGGAAAUUAGCUCAUCGGUAGCAGAGGAGCCCACCCGUACCGAUUCGUCAGCGGACAAUGCUCCCGGGAAGUCGGACAACUCGAACGUGUCCAGUUCAGACGACAAGCGAACUGGACCGAACGGAAAGGCAAAACCACCGGAGAGUGAAGUGUCCGCUUCCGUUGUGCCGACUGUCUCGGAGGACGAACCAAUGGAUGUCGACGAGGCCGAUACAGCUGGCAGCAGUUCGGCAACGGGUGUCGGAACCGUUUCUGAGGGGGCCGUACCGGUUGUAGAGCCACUUUGCGUGAAAAAGGUGGCCUAUCUCUGCACUGACGAGGAUAACACGGAUGGACCGUCAAAAGAUGUUAAAAAUCCACCAUCUGCAUCUCCCACCAAGCCAGCCGUGGCAAGCACAUCAGUGACAGGGUCUACAACACCAUUGGCACCCAGCACAUCGAAAGAGAAAACCGAGGUGGACUCACCCAAGAAAGCAAGCAGUAGCAGUGUGUCGGUGGGAAAACCAAUAGUACAAUCGGAGGCCGUCGAAGUGGACAGCAGCAACAAGCCGUCGUCGGAAAACGCUUCAUCGGCUUCAAGCGCUAGUGCUAGCACCACCACCGCUACCACGAAGGAGGUGAUGGAUGAAAGCAUCGUCGAAAGCUCGUCGCAGCCGUCAUCAACCAGCGACUCGCAGAAGAAGCAGCUGUCGGACGAUCGGCUGAACGAGAAGCAGCUCCGCGAAGCCGUCCACCGUAGCGGACUGCUGGCAAAGGCAAGCAGUACCCCCAACAGCAAUGCAGCAGCAUUGGUGGCCGCCUCGUCGAGUCCGCUAACGCCGAAAACCCUUCAUCCGGUCACGACCUCAGCCGUCAGCUCAUCGAACGUUUACAGCUCGACGCCAAUUCACGCGAACUUCGAGAAGGUUAGCUCUGGUAAUGUCAGCAAAAUUACCAAUCCACCGUCGUCGGUGGAAACAAGCCGGGUCGAAGCGGACGAAACGAUGACCACAACGACGACGGCGAACACGACCGUCGGCCAGUCGGCCUCCUCCGUCGUAGCGUUUUGCGAGGAAAAGGAAACGACCAGCACGACCACCACCGCGACGGAUUCGGCGACUAAAAGCUCCCUCUCGGUGACACCGACGAAGGGCGACGCCACGGUGGCGACUGGAUCGUCCACGUCGAAAUCUUCUCCCCCACCCAAGAAGGAUAUGCUGAAGCGGGAGGAAUCGAGCAGUACCAGUAGCAGCAGUCCAAAGACGACUGAUUCAUCCGAGGUGGACUCGUGCACAGUUGCUUCAGCGAUGAACACGGCGGAGGAAAUCAACAUGUACACGACAAACGCUCGUAAGUUCAACGGCAUAUCGUCGACGUCGGAGGGAUCAGAGCUGGACAUCAAGAGCGAAGGUUCGAAAGUACACAAACCCGCCACUACCACCGAGGCAGAUGAGACCAAGGUCAGCCUUAGUUCGACCGUGACCAAGCUGGAUUUAUCCAGUGCCAUAUCGGCCAGCACCUCGGCGGAACAGCAGUACGAGGUGAGCGUCUGGUACGAGGGCAAAGAUCUUCAAUUCCUGUCGGUGGAGCGGAUCCACAGUGACAAGGUGGAAUCAUCGUCGUCCUUCGAACCGUGCACCACCGCCGGAACAACGGCUGUCACGCAGGAUGCCUCUAGCAUAAUCGAUUCGUCUUCGAAACAAUCGUCCUCGACGACUAACGGAAGUGUUAGCAGCUUCGGACCGUUCCCAUUGCCUCAGAACCGGGCAUCACACGCGGACUCCGUCGCACAUUCGUCGGACAGCUCCUCCACGUCCGGGGUGACCACUGCCGGGGUGGCAAAGUCCCCCACGUCGACGCUGAGUGUGCCACAGGUGAAGCAAACCGUUAUCGGACCGAAAGCCCUGUGUGAUCUUCUGAUCGACGAGUUUAAGAAACUGCGGCGCACCUUUGCCCCCGAUGUGAAGGAUGAAGAGGAGGACGAUAGCCAUCAUCGGCAAGUCGACGAACAGCUGCUGCACACCCCCAAAGCAUCCGGCAGUGCUGCACGGGGGCAGCGGGGAGGGUCAUCAUCGACGUCGAAAAAGAGUGUGGCCGCUCGUGGACAGAAGCGCACCAAGGCAGCCGAUUCGGAUGAGGACGAUGAUGGUGGUGAUGGCGAACAACGCACACCACGCGCUUCCGGUACCUCCUCCGCGACCAAACAAUCGGCGAAGAAGGCAAAGUCUGGCGAAUCGCCGACCAUCACGUCCACGGCCACACCGAAGGCAAAGCAUCCGGAGGAGCACAAGUUCGAUCUCUGCUGCCUGGCCCGGUGGACCGAUCGUAAGUACUAUGCCGGUCGUGUUACCAACUUCCGGGGCGACAACAAGUACGUCGUGGUGUUUGAGGAUGGCUGCUCGAAGACGCUCUCGCGCGACAUCAUCGUCUUCGGAGAGGAUGGCGUGCUGCCGAUACUGAACCAUUCGAUCCACGCACUCACCGGCGGUGACACCUACGAGCCGGCGAUUGUGGAAGAAAUCAAGCGCUCCGACGGCGGCGACGGAGCCGGUGGUGAAGUCGUGUACGCCGUGCGAACGGCUUCCAGCAAGCUGGAAGUGACGGCAACCGAUAUCUAUCUAACGGACGAGCAAGCGAAAUGGAUUCACAACUCACUGAAGGGUAAACCGGACCCGAUGGAGAAGCUGCUCCAGUCGACGGCGAUGGCUGGUACCGAGAGCUCGCCGGCGCAUGCAGCGGGCGAAGGACCUACAGCGGAGGGAGAGAAUGCAUCGGAGCACGGGACCGAUCACGCAACUGGCGAGAAAGGUGCCAGAUCGACCAGAAGCAAACGGGGCGGGGCUGGCGACAAAACACCCUUAACCCCUGAGGCCGGAUUUUCCGGUGGUGUGGGAAAGAAAGGAAGACGUGGCCGCAGGCUUUCUUAAAUAAGCAGCUCUCUUCACCUCACCGACUUACAAAUUUACUCCCACCUCUGCCCCCCCCCCCCCACUAUUCUUCUUUCCCCCGCUAUGAUUACCACUAUCAUUACCGAUUGAAAUAAACUGAGCCUACAUAACAUUUCUCGGCCAGCAUGAAUAGACUCUCGCUUCCAGCUAUUCCGAGGUGUUGUAGCAGUAGCAAAAAUGUGCUCUCGCACACGCAGGUCAAACUGUUUGGCAUUCCCGAAAUAGACAGCCCCUCGCGGGGGGGUGGGGAGGACACGGUGUCCGUAAGAAAUCACUAGAUAAGUACAUAGAUAAUAACAUAGUCUUGACCCUGUUCUCGCAUACGUUACGAGAUAGCAGACACUUUCAACACAGGGGGAAAAGGUAGGUUUGUGGAACGCUAGGGUUUUCCUUAAGUUUUUACAUACAUAAGUGCGCGUAACGUCUGUGUGGUGAACGUUCUACAAUUGCACUCCUAGUAUCCUACAGCAAGCUUACGUACGUAAUCACCCCAAAAUGCGGUACUUCUCUUGAGGUAUGCCACAAAAUAUGGCAUUCAUUACACGGUGAUGUGUAUUUUAACGAUAAAUCUCAGUGCGAACCGUUUCCAAGUAGGCGAUGUCCCUUCAUUUGAGUCAAAUAUACGAUUAUAUUUUAAGUUCGAUCUUCAAAUUCAAAGAAAGUAUUGAGCCACUUCUACAGGGCCAUUUUAAUCGAACAUUCUAACAAAAAAAACAUUCAUUUCCAACAACAAAUAUUGCCACGGUAAAAUCAUAAUCAUUUUAAAUGCUGCACACAUACACACACACACACAUACACAUGUGGGAUAGCGAAAGUACAUUUGUGUAUUGAACUAGCGAGCAAUAAUAACUAUUUGUAGUUCCACUGUACAGUUCAGCUUUGGCAGCCAGAUUUUACAGAAAAACAAAAGUAAGAUGAAAAUUUACAUAUAAAAAUAUAAAAUAAACUACACUCAGAGAAGUGCAAAAGCGACAUAGUAUUAGGAUGUAGGCAAUAGAAAAUGCAAGGUACACUGUUGACUGGCGGCAUCAUUCUGCCGUGCAAAUGCAACACAACGAUCAAUUGUUUGCCAGUGAUCGCUCCUUUCCCAUGAAUAGUGGUAGAAGAUGUAACGAUCGCGUAUUAUCACUUUCUUCCAUUGAUGUUUCGAUAUUUCCUUUUUUUCCAUGAACACUAGCAUGCCCAAUUUAUUAUUUCCCAUAUAAGGAAGACAUUGAUUGGAAUAUCCAAAAAAAUUAAAAAAAAAAAAACAAAAAUAUACACGGUGACCAACGAAUUGAGAUGUUUGGUUAACCGAGCAUAUGUAAAAUAGAUCGAAAAGUAUCGACAUG
Anopheles coustani is the source of this 5550-nucleotide messenger RNA. Its product is annotated as mucin-2. Gene Ontology annotation, cellular component: nucleus. Bases 218 to 4198 code for a protein of 1326 amino acids. Gene Ontology annotation, molecular function: histone binding. Gene Ontology annotation, biological process: positive regulation of transcription by RNA polymerase II; DNA damage checkpoint signaling. The record is from RefSeq and is a predicted model, not a curated record. Lineage: Eukaryota; Metazoa; Arthropoda; Insecta; Diptera; Culicidae. The transcript is spliced from 5 exons.